AUGUCGUCGAACAUUGACCGGCAGAUGCUGAAGCAGUGCCGCGAAUACAUACUACAAGAAGACUGGGAGAGCGCAUUAUCCAAAGCGAACAGUAUCCUUGAGUUCCAUGCCACCAACUAUCAUGCCCUCGUCUUUAAAGGCCUGGCCCUUUUGCAUAUGAAAAAGAAUGUCGAGUCCGAGAAGACCUACAUACAAGCGUGCAAGCUCGACCCAAACGCGCCACUUGCAUGGCAGGGUCUAGAAAAAUCGUAUGAGAUGCAGAAAAACUGGCCUAAGCUUAUGCAGCUGUACGAAGAUUGGGCUGAUGCGGCAUGUGCUCAAAGCCAUACCGACGUCUGUGCUACGGCCCUGUCUAAAUGGGUGCGCAUUGUGCGCGAACAUGGCACACCCGCGGAGAUCAUCCAUGCUUUGCGCCAGUUUUUACCGACGUCGAAAUACUAUGCGCUGCUAUACACGCUCCCUGCACCGGAUCAAUCUGCGCCAUUCUCGACGCCGUAUUUUGAGGCUCAAAUGCUGGUGCACGGCCACAGUCUUGCGAAUUCGUAUGAAUUACUACAAAGGUGUUUAGAUCAUGAUGACAAGGUGAUCGAAAGCACGUUUGAGGCCCAGAAAAACUCCAUUCACGCCGUGAAGGGUGGAAUCGAUGCGCUCAGGGACCAUGUAUAUGUACAAACCAUGCAAAAAUCGCUUGUGCCUGAGCUGUAUGAAUACAUUCUCUCGCAUCCAUACACCGAUGAUGCGACGCGGCGCAGGAUUCAAUCGAAGCAGCUGCAGCUCUACGAGAACCUUGCGUGCCGAAUACCAAAGCGUGGACCGUACGCAGACCAGGACUUGCGCGAGGAAAUGCAAGGCAAGGCCAAGGCUUUGGCGCAUGACCUUGUUUUGCUCCGCAUUCCGAAUGAAACAGCAUGGCACAUUGAGCUAGAAUGGAGUGACUAUGCACUUUCUGACCUUCCAUUCGAGACCUUGAGGACAUACCUGUCUGUAUUCCCCGAGGACGCCGCCUAUGUGCCCACGAUUCGUGCCAUACUGAGUCUCGUUCGCGACCCCGCGUUCCUGCGAGAUUCUCAGCCAGCGGAAGACCUGCUGCAGCUGGCCUUGUUGGGCGUGACGAAGAACAAGCCAUCGGUCCUGGCCCUGCGUAUCGCGACGCUCCUGUAUCUACAAGACCGCGACUACGAAACGGCGCUUCAAUACCUGCAGCGUACGGAUGCGCGCCUACGCAGGCUCUGUAAAAGCACGGGCUGCCAUUGCAAGCGUGUAAGCGACGACUUGUCAGCGCAGUACGCUGUUGUAUUCGCCUAUUAUCAAGCGCCUACGCACCAUAAGGCGGCGAUCAAGCAUGCCAAGCAUGCCCUGCUCUCCGCUACGGCGCAUCAAGCCGAUAUUUUGUUGGCCCGCGCCUACGUCCACGGCAGCGCAGGAGAAUGGGAGAAAGCUCGGGACGAUUAUGCACAGGCCAAGCAUUGUCCCCUGGGGCCCACGCAUGUCGAUGGCCGAGAUAUUUCGGCCCUCUGGCUCAACGCCGACGUGCAUGCUGAAGCUGAAGCUGGUUACGCUCAGGCGCUGUAUGAGUUGGGCGACUUGGAUGCCGCUCAGCACGCGUUCGAGUCUCUGCUCGCGCAGCACGACGAGGCUGCACAUCCGCUGGGUCAUGCGUUUCGUUCGCGGCUGUGGCAUGGCUAUGGUCAGUGCUUGUGGGCGCGCGGUGGUGAGUAUCGGACGCUGCCAGAGCAUGCUUUCCGCUGCUUCUUCCAGAGUAUUGAGCUGUGUCCGACCUAUGCACCCGCGUUUACGUCGCUCGGCAUUUUCUUCCAGGAAGCGGCUUCACCGCCUGAUAUGUCGCGUGCGUGCAAGAGUCUGCAGCGAGCGAUUGAGCUUGACAUGCACGAGUACGAAGCGGCGAGGCGCCUACUCGAGCACUAUGCGAAUGAAAAAGCCUGGGAUGUCGUGCAUACGAUUGCUCGGCGAGUCAUCAUAGCCGAGUGCGGUGUGGACAUCGUGCAAGGCUCUAUAUCGGGCCUACAGCUGACGACGCAUCCGUGGGCAUGGCAGGCAGCGGGCAUGAUGGCGCUUAUGCAGCGUCGGGCGGAGACGGCUGUGGCUGCCUUCCAGGUCUGGAUCCGUGCUGAGCCAACGGAUUCCGAUGCAUGGAUUAGUCUGGGUGAGGCGUAUGUCGAGUCGGGGCGUUCGGUGGCCGGCCUGAAGGCAUAUGCACGCGCACGGGCGCUGCAUGACGAGCAGGAAACGUGGUACAUUGACUUUCUGAUUGCCGAUGCACAGAGGCGGUUGGGACGCUACGAGCUGACUAUCAAGCUGCUGGAAGGCAUUCUAGAAGACCGACCAACCCAGGUCGGUGUCCGUGUCCACCUGGCCGAGACGAUGCUGCUGCAGGCUCAGCACCUGCUGUCCCGCAGCUACAGUUUCCGCAGCGUUGUCAUGAUGCAUCGUGCGAUCCAUCAGGCGGCGCAGUGCAUCGAGCACGACGCGCGGCUGCGCUCGGCAUGGAAGGUCGUGGGCGAUGCAUGCUUUGCUCUCUCGCGCAUCGACAUGCCUGAUGCGCAUCCGCGCGAACAUGCGGUGCAGCGCCUCAUCGUUCUGCUUGACCAACUGGCCGUGGACCAUCGCAUGCCGACCGUGCGAGUCGUGCAGUCGGCGCUGCUGUCGCAGCUCACAAAUGGCGUCUUGGAGCCUACUGUGUACGUCGAAUGCGCGGUGCUGGUGUUCAAGUACAUGGCGUAUUUGUGUGCUAACGAUGAGCAUGGCUGCGUGCUCGCGUGGGCCGAUCUCGCUACGUCGCUGUGUCGCAUGGCAUUGAUGCUGCGCGCCUCGAACAUGUCCGACGAGCCGGACGAGCGUGCGGAACAGGCACGCCGCGAGGCGAUCCAGUGCACCAAGGUGGCCAUGAAGCUGCGUCCUAUGGCACGCCUCUGGCUGUUGCUGGGCCACCUGCACUUUGCGCACAGCCCCAUGUAUGCUCAGCACGCCUACAUCAAAGCGCUCGAUAUCAACAAGGAGAGUCCGGUGGCAUGGACCAAUCUGGGCUUCCUGUACCUGAGUGUGGGUGACGCCAGCCUGGCCGAAAACGCGUUUGCACAGGCGCAGCGCAUCGCACCGAUGCUGCCCACUGCCUGGUUCGGCGCGGCCCUAUUACACAAGACGUACACGCACAGUCCCAAGAUGUAUGUCCGCCUGUUCGAGCAGGCGUGCUUGCUGUCGGACUGCUCGCUGUUGGAGGCCGACUAUGGCCUUGCCGAGGCCGUAUGGACGUCGUCUAAGCGGCCGCCCUGCACGCCCGUAUCGCCGAUCCUGGCGCGUGGACCGAUGAUUGCGCUGCACACGUACAUGGCGAACCGCCCGCAUGACGAUACCGCGCUGCAUCUGUGUGCCUUGCUGGCCGAGCAGCUGGGCUACACGACUCUCAUGGCCCGCAAAAUGGAGCGUGCGUUCACGCUGGUCGAAGGCAAGUUCAGCGAGACUGAGUCGGCGCAGCACACACUGCGCUUUGGCAUUAUCAACAUGAAUCUGGGACGCAUGCGUCUCGCGAGUCUCGAUGCACAGGGCGCCAUGGACCAUCUCGAGCUGGCGCUGGCGUUGCUCGAAGAUUUGGGAGAUGCGCCGCCCAUGCCGUCCGUGCGUGUCUGGUGCCACAUUGGCGUGGCGUGUGCGCAGUGCUUGAUGGGCGACUAUGAGGAGGGCAUGGCCGGUCUGCGGGCUGUUACCCAGUCCCUUGCUCUGUCCCUCUUGCCUGACGACCAAGUGCCGCGGAUCCACGGCUGCGUUGGCGUGCUGCUCGCGCGCUUCGGCUGGCACGCUGGCUUGUCUGUCUCUGAUCUCGCUGCGGACCUGGAUCAGGCCCUGUCCGUGGCACCCCAUGACCCGCUUCUUAUUACGACUCGUGCGGCCCUCGAAGCCGUGCAUGGCCGCGUGAUGGAAUACAAUGGCGUGCUGGGCAAGUACGUCACGGCUCUACCACCGCAUGAACAGCUCACGCUGCGCAACACGCCGCAGACGGCGAUGCUGAGCAUGAUGCAUCUCGCUGCUUCCUUUGACUUGCCGACUGUCCUGCAGCAUCUCGCACGGACGUAUACACGCCCCGAUAAUACCACAACGCUGCUCGUGAUGGUCGCACAUAUGCACCUGCGCCUCGCAGCAGGCUGUCGGCAGAAUGGCACGCCCAUCCCACGUCUUCCGAUCGAGAGCGCCCACGGCGAAGAGCAGACGGACAGCGGUACCUUGCUGGAUGUGGCACGCCACGUGCAGCAGAUCGUCAGGGCCCGCGCUGUGGACGAAGGCGCCGAACACUGGGCCACGAUCCAGUGGAUCCUCGCCCUCGCCGAAUACCUCACAGACGCAUCAACGCCAUCCUGCGUACCUCAUGCCGCCAAGGCCGUGCACCUCGCCCCUUGGGACACACAUACGUGGCAGGCGCUCGAGACGGUGUCACCACGUGCUUAG
Messenger RNA from Malassezia restricta, 4458 nucleotides. Its product is annotated as superkiller protein 3. Bases 1 to 4458 code for a protein of 1485 amino acids. Gene Ontology annotation, cellular component: Ski complex. The transcript has a single exon. Gene Ontology annotation, molecular function: protein binding. The record is from RefSeq and is a predicted model, not a curated record. NCBI's taxonomy places the organism in Eukaryota, Fungi, Basidiomycota, Malasseziomycetes, Malasseziales, Malasseziaceae.